Messenger RNA from Vanessa atalanta (red admiral), 5397 nucleotides. RefSeq names its product von Willebrand factor A domain-containing protein 8 (gene c12.2). The transcript has 21 exons. The record is from RefSeq and is a predicted model, not a curated record. Gene Ontology annotation, cellular component: cytoplasm. The coding region runs from base 133 to 4308 and encodes 1391 amino acids. Gene Ontology annotation, molecular function: ATP binding; ATP hydrolysis activity. NCBI's taxonomy places the organism in Eukaryota, Metazoa, Arthropoda, Insecta, Lepidoptera, Nymphalidae.
UUGAACUUGCGGAUUAUCCGCAAUAAUUAUAGUUUUUUUAUAUUAACUUAUAAUUUAAGAUAAUGAAAUGAAAUGAUUUAAGCCCGUUGAAGUAUUUUAUAUUAAUAUUGUUUUUUGUUUAAUAAAGUUAAAAUGUAUAAUCCAGCGGUAACUGUAAAACGAAUCGAUGUUUUGAUUCGUAUUUUGAAUGGUCGUAAAACGAUAUUAUCCUCUAACUCUGUCCGAGCCUAUUCGUCUGAAGGUAAAAUUACGAUAGGAAAUGUAAGUAAAGAAAUUACGAAACCACAAAAGCUUCAAUACGUGCCUCGAAAAUAUCUUAUAACUGAAGAUUUAGAACUAAAGUCAUUAUCACAAAGUACUCUACGCAAUUUAAGAUGGAUGAUGCAAAAGGAUAUUUUAGGACAGGAUAUGUUUUUAUUAGGAAGACCUGGACCUAGUCGGAGAAAAGUGGCAUUGCAAUAUUUAGAGUUGACUCAAAGAGAAUUAGAAUAUGUCGCUUUAUCAAGGGACACUACGGAAGCCGACCUCAAGCAGCGACGAGAGAUACAAAGUUCUACAGCUACAUAUUUUGAUCAGAGUGCAGUACGCGCGGCAAUUAAAGGUCGCGUCCUUGUAAUAGAGGGUAUCGAAAAAGCAGAACGGAAUGUAUUGCCAGUGUUAAAUAACCUUCUCGAAAAUAGAGAAAUGCAUUUAGAAGACGGACGAUUUUUAAUACCAGCUUCAAGAUAUGAUAAAUUGUUACAAGAACAUGGUGCAGAAGAGGUUUCAAAGUGGCGCUUGGUGCGCGUAGAUGAAAAUUUUCGCGUUAUAGCGCUAGGAUUGCCAGUUCCAAAGUACACCGGACAACCACUAGAUCCGCCGUUGCGUUCGCGGUUUCAGGCGAGAGAUGUCGCUACUGUUGGAUUUGGGGAGCAUCUAAACGCCUUGAAAGAAGAAGCACCCCGUGUGGAUACGGCCAAGCUAGAACAGUUGUUGUCUGCCGCUUAUGCACUAAUCAGCCCUGAAUUGCAGCAAAUAAGUCUACCGGACUUCCCAGUGGAUAGCUUGUAUGCUGCUGCACUAAUUUUGGAAAGGAACCCAAAUAUACCCGUGCACAAACUCUUGUACUUUUUAUAUCCAUACAACACAUUCCUUUCAAAAGACCACGUGAAGAACGUGCAGGCCGUUUUACAUAACCUCAAUGUAGAUACCAAACCAGAUUGGAAUAUAUCUCUAAAAAAGGUAGACUUUAAAGAAAACCAGGACAUUAUAGAUAUGGAAAUUAAUGGUCAAACCUCACAAUUUGGGGUUGCCAUCGGUGAUAGAAAGAGUAAGACGGAGAAGAAAGGAUUUGUUAAUACUGAAUACCAGACUCAGUUGCUGAAUGUGAUACUUCUAAGCCAUAGUGUUGGAGAUUUCUGUAUUAUUGGUCCCAAAGGAUGUGGUAAAAGUCUUCUUGUGUCUCAAAUGGCGUCCUUAUUGGGUUAUACAAUAGAGCCUAUAGUCCUGUAUCAGGAUAUGACAGCUAGAGAUCUAAUUCAGCAGCGUACAACCUUGGACAACGGGGAUACUGUUUGGCGAAAUUCCGCUUUAGUUGAAGCAGCUCUGAAAGGACAUUUGGCAGUAUUAGAUGGAUUACAUCGAAUACAUGCCAGUACCUUAGCCGUUCUGCACAGGUUAGUCCACGAUAGAGAGAUUCAACUCCACGAUGGCACCAGACUACUUCGCCACGAUAGAUACGAUGAUAUGCUGUCUUCUGGACUGUCUCAAAAAGAAUUGGAAGAAAGCGGCGUUAAGAGAAUUCAUCCUUCAUUCAGACUAAUAGCAUUAGCUGAACCUCCGGUCACUAGUCGAGGGCAACACUGGCUGUCUCCUGAAAUACUCAGUUUGUUCAUAUUCCACGAGAUGAGAAAUUUAAGUAAAAACGAGGAGAUAUUCAUUAUUAAUUCAUUGUAUGGAGACAUCUCUAGUCCAUUACAUUCUAUAAUAGACUUAGCCGAUCAACUAAGACUAUCGGAAGACAGUACUCUAAAGAAUCUCUCAUCGUCCUUAUCUACGAGACAGCUCCUGAGAAUAGCAAGUCGAAUGUCUAAAUAUCCUGCUGAUUCAGCUUAUGAAACCGUACAAAGAACGUUUUUGGCAAAAUUCCUUCCGAACUUAGCUAGACGAGCGCUUGAUGGAGCCAGUCAGAAGAUUGGAAUCCAACCACCAACGAAAUUUGGUAUUUUUGGACGAGAUCCUAAAAAAGUCGGAUGUUCUGUUCAAAAUGGCGUGCUAACUAUUGGCAAAACAAGCACGGAAAUAUUUAAAACUGAUGCCUUAACCAAAGUUCCUGAUAUUCUAUUCUAUGACGUACCCCAACAUAUUGCUCUUCUGGAAUGGCUCCUGCAAGAUUUCCUACUGGGAAACCAUUUACUCUUAGUCGGUAAUCAGGGCGUUGGGAAGAACAAAAUAGCGGAUAGACUUCUUCAAUUAUUAAACCGUCCGAGAGAAUAUAUACAGUUACACAGAGACACGACCGUCCAAUCGUUAACUGUUCAGCCAACUGUGCGAGAUGGUGUUGUCAUUUACGAAGAUUCACCAUUAGUCAAGGCUGUUAAAUACGGCCAUGUGCUUGUUGUGGAUGAAGCAGAUAAGGCCCCCACUCAUGUUACUUGUAUACUGAAAACGUUGGUAGAAAGCGGAGAAAUGAUCCUCAGUGAUGGAAGACGUAUUGUGCCUAAGGAUAUGAUGGAAAGUUCUGGAGGGGACGUGUCCAGUUUUAUACCUGUGCAUGAAAACUUCAGGAUGAUCGUGCUAGCCAAUAGACCAGGAUUUCCUUUCUUAGGGAACGACUUCUUCGCUUCGCUGGGAGACCUUUUCUCCUGCCAUGCAGUGGACAAUCCUUCAAUAGAUUCAGAGCUAGAGUUACUCCGCUCCUAUGGUCCUGAUGUACCUCAAGAUGUAAUGAAGAAAUUGGUCGAAGCAUUCGCAGUACUAAGGAAUAUGGCUGACCAAGGUCAAUUAACUUAUCCCUACUCCACACGUGAGCUUGUGAACAUCGUUAAACAUUUGCAGAAAUAUCCAGAAGAGGAUUUAGCAACAGCGAUCGGCAACGUGUUCGAUUUCGAUCGUUACAGCAAAGAUAUGGCCGAUACUUUAUUAGAAGUAUUACACGCUAGUGGGCUACCCACUGAGGGAGUGCUAGAGGGGAGAUCAAAGGAAGCCUUGCAAAAGAUACAAAUGACUAUUGAGAGGACCAGUGGCAAAGACGUGUCAUCUCCCAAGCACGGUAAAGAAGACCCUGAUAACCAGCCUCAUGUAGGUGGUAACACGUGGGCUGGUGGAACCGGGGGCAGAGACACAGCGGGUCUCGGGGGAAAGGGGGGACCGUACCGACUGGAUAAAGGGCAUGAUGUCCAUCAGCUAUCAGAUGCAGAGAAAGAUGAUAUUCCAGAGCACGUGAAGAAGGCGGCGCGGGAGAUGAACAGGAAGGCUUUCGAGGAAAGAUUGAAAGAGAUUAAGAUGAGUGAAUAUGACGCGAAGUUGUACGGGCAAUUCUUAAGAGCUGUUCAGCCUCAGAUUGGAGCUCUUCGAGGAGUUUUAGCUGAAUUACAAGCUAAAAAAAAGGAACGACAAUGGAGCAGACAUCAGACCAGCGGUGAAUUAGAUGAUGGAAAAAUAAUUGAAGGUAUAACAGGUGAAAGAUCUAUCUACAGACGGAGGACUGACCAGGACCCUCCUCCGGGAGCUCCACCAGACAAGCCCAAACGUCUGAGACUAGUUGUGGACGUAUCCGGCAGCAUGUAUAGGUUUAAUUCAUACGACGGUCGUCUCGAACGUUCUAUGGAAGCUGUAGUCUUAAUGAUGGAAGCUCUGAAGGGCUACGAAUCAAGAAUAAGAUACGACAUGUAUGGUCAUUCAGGAGAGGAAUACGCCUUGGAAUUGGUCAAAGUGGACAGGCCUCCGGAGAAUGAGAAGGAACGGUUACAAAUAAUCCGCACGAUGCACGCGCACGCGCAGUUCUGCUGGUCGGGCGACAACACGCUGCGCGCGGCGCGGCACGCGCUGGGCGCGCUGGCGGCCGGCGACGCGGACGAGGCCGUGCUGCUCGUGCUGUCCGACGCCAACCUGCGCAGAUAUGGCAUUCGACCAGAAGAUUUAGGUGCAAUUUUAACAUCAGAACCAAGUGUACAGGCCCACGUUAUAUUUAUUGGAAGCCUCGGCGAUGAAGCCGCUACACUCUUGCGCCGGCUGCCCGUGGGACACGCACACGUGUGCAUGGACGUCGCGUCUCUGCCACACAUCAUGCAACAAAUAUUCGCUUCAUCGUUAAUGCAGACCUCAUAAACCAAAUGUUAUAUACUACACGAGUAUUAUCUAAACUAUCUUCACAUUUCCGUAUUAUAUGUAUAUGUAUAUGUAUGUAUAGAUUCUCGUUAGAAAUGUUCGAUUAAUAUGAAGCCAGAAAUUAUGGAAAAAGUGACCGCCACGGGACUACCUUCAUACUACUUCAUUUGACAUGAUAAUUUUUUUACUUUCGGUGUAGGCAAAUGACUCCACUCGACCUGAUCGUAAGUGGUAGUGGAGUCCAAACGCGAAGACGGUUAGGAAGAAUGAGAUCGCCUCUCGCCGAGAUCGCCUUCGCCAUUCAUGCCUCGUUUAAAGUGACCUAGGUUAUAAGAGGUUCCUUACUGACACGUGUGGUGGUAGAGAAUUCCAUUUUUUGGGGGUGCGACUGGGAAUUGAUGUCACAGUUACACGGUCACACCGAGACUCAUUGAUGCUUAUUUUAAAUAAUUUAAAAUUAAAAUUUUGUUAAUAAAGUAUCUAUGUAUUACUAAGUAUACAGUAAUGAACAUUCACGAGGCAUUCACUAAAUGCAUACACAAAGACAGACACAAGGGAGUAGAGAUCGGUUGAGAGGGCAAGAUGGCGACAUGCCGUUUGCCGUCACGGCAUACGAGUCGGUCUCAUCCCAAAGCGACCGAAUACACGUUUCACAUUAAGUAAAGCAAUAAACAAGAUUUUCCAUACCUGUCUUAUUUGUGAACUUUAAUAUGAAUGUAGUUUAUUGAUUAAAUAUUAUGAUUAUGAAACUUCUAUAAAUAGUUUAUAUUUAAAAAAAUCUACGUUAUAAGUAGCCAAUGUUAUGUUAUAGUUGUAAUAAUGAGAGAUACAAUUUAGCGAAUUUAAUAGGUGAUUCUACAACACAUCACAAUUUGGUCGCAUUAUACAUGUAUUGUAUUAUGUACAAAUAGAUUUAAACGGAAAUCGGUUGAGAAUAUUUGAAAUUGGAAUCAAACGAUUUAACGCAUACGACGAAGGAUUUUGUUUUAUACUGUUUGUAUGUUAAAUAAAUGUAUUUUUAGACGUACAAUAGUAAUAUAUUUUUUAUAUAAUUUUUAGACAAUAACAUAGUUAUUACUAAUAAUAAAU